UUCAGGUGGAAUCUCUUUUCCUGUAGCUUGCAUCCAUUGUUCCGGGUCCUGUUCUCUGGAGCAGCAGAAAACAAGUCUAUCUAUAGUGUGCUCUUUUCCAUGUCAUCACUUUGUCUUCUAGGGAAAGUACAGGCUUGAUUAGCUCUCUAAUUUGCAAUAUCUAGUUGUCCUAUUGGUGGUCUAUAGAAAACCAUCUAAAUGUAUGCACAUGUGAAACAGCUUCUUCUGUACAUUCUGCAGGUAGCCAGAGGUCCAGGAUAGGCCUGCCUGGUCUCCAAACAGGGAGCGAGGAGAGUCUCCACUGAAUUCCUCCUCCAUGGAAGAAACUGCAGGAAAGAUGCCAUUGGAACAGGUGACCUUUGAGGAUGUGGCUGUGUAUUUCACAGAGGAGGAAUGGGAUCUGCUGGAUGAGAACCAAAGAUCUUUGUACAAGGAUGUCAUGAUGGAAAACUAUGAGAAUGUGUCUUCCCUGGGAGACCUUUUGAUUCAUCAGAGUAUCCACACAGGAGAGAAACCAUAUCAAUGCCAGCAGUGUGGGAAAUGUUUUGCUCAGAAGUCACACCUUGAAAGUCACCUCAGAGUCCACACGGGAGAGAAACCAUUCAGAUGUCAGCAGUGCGAACAAUGUUUUGCUCACAAGUCAGUUCUUUUGAGGCAUCAGAAAGUCCACACAGGAGAGAAACCUUACAAAUGCCAGCUUUGUGGGAAAUGCUUUGCUCGGAAUUCACACCUCGACAUUCACUUGAAAGUCCACACAGGAGAGAAAUCCUACAGAUGCCAGCAGUGUGGGAAAUGUUUUGCUCAGAAGUCAGUUCUUGGAAUGCAUCAGAGAGUUCACACAGGAGAUAAGCCUUACAAAUGCCAGCAUUGUGGAAAAUGUUUUUCUCGAAAUUCCCAUCUUGACACUCACUUGAGAAUCCACACAGGAGAGAAACCAUACAAAUGCCAGCUGUGCGGAAAAUGUUUUGCUCACAGGUCAGUCCUUUUGAGGCAUCAGAGAGUCCAUACAGGAGAGAAACCAUAUGAAUGCCACUACUGUGGGAAAUGUUUUGCUGACAAUUCACACCUUAUCACUCACAAGAGAGUCCAUACGGGAGAGAAACCCUACAGGUGCCAGCAGUGUGGGAAAUGUUUUGCUCAGAAGUCAGAUCUUGUGACUCAUCAUAGAGUCCACACAGGAGAGAAACCAUAUGAAUGCCAGUACUGUGGAAAACGUUUUGCUGAGAAGUCACACCUUAUCACUCAUGAGAGAGUCCAUACAGGAGAGAAACCAUACAAAUGCCAGGAGUGUGGAAAAAGUUUUGCUGACAAAUCAGUCCUUGUGACUCAUCAGAGAAUCCACACGGGAGAGAAACCUUACAGAUGCCAUCAGUGUGGAAAAUGUUUUGCUCGGAAUUCACACCUUGAGAGACACGUGAGAAUCCACAAGGAGAUAAACCAUAUCAGUGCCAGCACUGUGGACAUUUUUUUGCCCAAGAUUCAACCCUUUUAAGGCAUCAAAUUAUUCACACUGGAGAGAAAGUAGAAGUGUUUGGUGAGACAGUUCAUUUAGAUUCUGUCUUCUAAAACCAUUAGAAGCCCUUUUUUGGCUUUAUAGCAUGUUUUCUGCUGCUACAGAGACUAGGACACGGA
Messenger RNA from Sceloporus undulatus (fence lizard), 1632 nucleotides. Its product is annotated as zinc finger protein 239-like. The record is from RefSeq and is a predicted model, not a curated record. Gene Ontology annotation, biological process: regulation of transcription by RNA polymerase II. Lineage: Eukaryota; Metazoa; Chordata; Lepidosauria; Squamata; Phrynosomatidae. Gene Ontology annotation, molecular function: DNA-binding transcription factor activity; RNA polymerase II cis-regulatory region sequence-specific DNA binding. The transcript has 3 exons. The coding region runs from base 317 to 1492 and encodes 391 amino acids.